This is a messenger RNA of Striga asiatica, 3606 nucleotides long. The record is from the annotation of a GenBank genome assembly. NCBI's taxonomy places the organism in Eukaryota, Viridiplantae, Streptophyta, Magnoliopsida, Lamiales, Orobanchaceae.
CGAAUUUCCAGUGUGUGCAUUUUCAUGCAAAAGCAAUUCUACUCGACCAAAUCCUCUAAAUUGUCCCUCGAAACCCACUAUAAAAUCCCCACCUCCUAACAACCCUCUUUAUCCACCUUUCAUAAAUUUUCCCAAAAAUAAAAACAAAUAGACAAAAAAAAAUAAAAAAAAAAUGUCCCGCUUUAGAGACAUCCUCGCCGGAAAACUAAACUCCGGCGACAACCCAGCCACCCGAAAGAAAAAACUCAUCCUCGCCGCCCUCUCCUCCGUCCUCCUCCUCGCCGCCGUCGUCGGGACCGUCGCUGGAGUCCGAUCAAAUCGAAAAAACCCCGACCGGCCAGAAAGCAUCAAAACAUCUCACGCGCUCGCCUCAGCAAAAUACCACUGCACCACCACGCGCUACCCCGACCUCUGCUUCUCCACCUUAUCCGACUCCAUUAAUGACGGCCGCCGGAACUUGACCUCGCAUAAGGAUUUCAUCCUCGUAACGCUGGAAAAAACCAUCUCCGCCGCGGAGAAAAACAUAUUAAACGUCGAGAAACUGCUCAACGACACCCGCCGGAAGUUCACGGAGAGGGAGAGGCAGGCGCUGAACGACUGCCUUCAGGAGACUGGCCUGACACUGGACGAGCUCCGGUCAACUGUCGCCGAGCUGAAAGAGUACCCGUCGGUCAGUAAAUCGAUCGCCAGCCACGCGGAUGAUCUGAAAACCCUACUUUCCGCCGCCCUUACAAAUCAGGAUACAUGCCGGGAGGGAUUUUCGUACACCGAAAAAGAGAAGCACGAUCGGGAGGUCUUCGUCGACGGCGAAGUCCUCCACGUGGAGAAGCUCUGCAGCAACUCCCUCGCCAUGCUAACCAACAUGACCAACGCCGACGUGGCCGCCGCUGCCGCCGCCGGCACCGGCGGCGGGAGGAGGCUCCUGGAAGCGGGGGGAUGGCCUGACCGGAACGUGAAGGACGGGAGCACGACGUUCAAGUCGGCGACGGUUGCCGCGGUCGGAGCAGGGUUCCUCGCGCGGGACAUCACCUUCCAGAACACGGCGGGCCCGGCCAAGCACCAGGCCGUGGCCCUGCGCGUGGGGUCCGAUCUCUCGGCAUUCUACAGAUGCGACAUGCUCGGAUAUCAGGACACGCUGUACGUCCACUCCAACCGCCAGUUCUUCACCAGUUGCCUCGUCAUCGGCACAGUCGACUUCAUAUUCGGCAACGGGGCUGCAGUUUUCCAAAACUGCACCAUCCUCGCCCGCCUGCCCGACCCUAACCAACGCAACAUGGUCACGGCCCAGGGCAGAAUCGACCCGAACCAGAACACGGGCAUCGUGAUCCAGAAUUGCCACAUAGGCGCCACUCCAGACCUAUUUCCGGUCCGAAGCGACUUUCCGACCUACCUCGGGAGGCCAUGGAAGGAGUACAGUAGGACGGUGAUCAUGCAGUCGACGAUCGAUGAUGUCAUCCGGCCGACCGGGUGGCACGAGUGGAAUGGCGAGUUUGCGUUAGACACGCUUGUUUACUUGGAGUAUCGGAACACGGGUCCCGGGGCAAAUACGACGAGCAGGGUGACGUGGCGUGGGUUUAAGGUUGUUACGAGCGCGGAUGAGGUGCGGCCGUACACGGCAGAAAACUUUAUCGACGGCAGAACUAUGGACACAGUACAGUCCUUCAAGGGCUACGGCAAAGUAGACGAGAUCGAGGAAUCCAAUUUCCGACGAAAAACCCGGCGGCGCUUAAUCAUACUCUCCGUCUCCCUCGUCCUCCUGGCGGCCCUAAUCGCCGCCGUAGUCACCGGAGUCGUGAUCCACAACCGGAAAUCCGGCCGCUCCGGCGGGAUCCCGACCACCCCGGCAGCCGCGAUCCGAACCGUGUGCGGCGUCACUCAGUACCCGGAAGCGUGCGCCGCCAGCCUUUCCGGAGCCAACUCAUCAGAUCCGGCGAAGAUCUUCAGAUUCUCGCUGACGGUGGCUGCCGACGCGCUGCGGAGGGCAUCGACGCUCCCGGGCGCGUACGCCGCGAACUCGUCGGAUCCGCUCGUGAAGGCCGCAGCUAGCGUCUGUGGCGCCGUCCUGGACGACGCCGUCGAUUUCCUCAACGACGCGGCGGCCGCGGCCGUCUCCGACGGUGGCGGUCUGUUCUCGUCGGAGACUGUCGGCGACAUGCGGACGUGGCUGAGCUCGGUGGUGACGGACCAGGAGACGUGCCUGGACGCGCUGGAGGAGGCCGGCGCCGCCUUCGCCGGCGAGGUCCGGAACCGGUCGAUGGACGCGGCGGAGUUCGCGAGCAACAGCCUGGCCAUCGUGUCGAAGUUUCUCUCGUUGCUCGGCGAAUUCAAGAUCCCGUUCGGCGGCCACCGCCGCCUGCUAGCGGCGGAGGAGGAUUUUCCGGCUUGGGUGGCGGAGGAGGACCGGAGGAUGCUGGCCGCGGCGAAGCCGCCGCGUCCGAACGUGACGGUGGCGAGGGAUGGGAGCGGAGAUGUGAGGACGGUGAAAGAGGCGGUGGAGAGAAUUCCGAAGAAGAGCAAAUUUAGAUUCGUAAUAUAUGUGAAGGCCGGCAAGUAUACGGAAAACGUGGUGAUCGACAAGCACCACUGGUACGUAACGAUGUACGGCGACGGGAAGGAAGCCACCAUCAUCUCCGGCAGCAAGAAUUUCAUCGACGGCACUCCGACCUUCUCCACGGCCACCUUCGCCGUGACAGGAAAGGGGUUCAUCGCCCGAGACAUGAAAUUCGAAAACACAGCUGGCGCCGCCAAACACCAGGCCGUGGCCCUCAGAUCUGGGUCGGACCUAUCCAUUUUCCACCGGUGCUCGUUCGACGCUUUUCAAGACACGCUCUACGCGCACUCCAAUCGCCAGUUCUACCGCGAUUGUGACAUAACCGGAACAAUCGACUUCGUGUUCGGAAAUGCGGCCGUCGUUUUCCAAAGCUGCCGGAUCAUGCCACGUCAGCCGCUGGCCAACCAGUUCGUGACCAUCACGGCCCAGGGUAAAAAGGACCCGAAUCAGAACACGGGGAUAUCCAUCGACAAGUGCGUGUUGACCCCAUUGGACAAGCUCACGGCCCAGACGUAUUUGGGCCGGCCCUGGAAGGAUUUCUCCACAACGGUCAUCAUGAGGAGUAGCAUCGGCUCGUUUUUGAGUCCAUUGGGCUGGAUUUCGUGGGUACCGAAUGUGGAUCCGCCCAACACCAUUUUCUACGCCGAGUCUCAGAAUACUGGGCCUGGGGCGGGGACGGAUAAGAGGGUGAAGUGGGCUGGGUAUAAGCCCAGUUUGCCCAAGGCCCAGGCCGCGAGGUUUGAUGUGGAGUCCUUUAUUCAGGCCUCGACGUUUUUGCCGGCGGCAAAUGUGGCUUAUGAGCGCAAUUGAUUAAAAUGGGGGGAUUAUAAUAUAAUAUAAUAAUACUACACUUUCUCUUUUUGUUUUUUAAUUUGCAUGUUUUUAUUUAUUAUGUAUAACCCAUGAUGAUGAUAGAUUGUACCUUUGAUUUGGGGUUGUGAGAUUUGAAUUUGAACGUACAACUCCAGUUAUUAGAAUGUCCUUUUUAGAUAUCUGCUUACAGGGCUUUUUUGUAAUUAAUUCAGGUCAUAAUAUAACUAUAUGUUUGAUGUGGU